GUACCUCGGCUUGCACAGUGCGAUUUCACAACCACUACCUCGGCUUGCACAGUACGAUUUCACAACCACUACCACCGUGACUGGCACUGCUGAGUCCGUUCCUCCUGUUGGCAGUAUCAUGUCUUCUGAUAGUAUUGCUACUGGUAUUGGUACUGUUGCCAGUACUGCUGCCAAUAGCAGUGCUAAUAACAAUAAGAAACAGAAAAUGUCUCCUCCCUUCGAAUCUCUUGUGUUUGCUGACGAUUUGAUUUGGAUUGGCCAGAUACUACCGUUUGUUGGCAUUGGACAGUACGGUUUUGUAGGAGCUGUCAACAAAAAGAUAUAUCAGCUGUACAAAGACUACUGUAAAAUUGAACUAAAGAAGAAUCCAAGAGAGGUAAAGGAUAACCCGGAUAAUGUCAUCAUCCAGGACAGUCGCCCUGCAGAAAUCACCGACACUCUUUACAGUGAAACAUUUUGCAAUGUGCCACGUGCAGCAUACUGGCGUGAGACAGACAGGUCCAUUGAUAAGGCACCUGAUCCUCAUCAAUUUUGCAAUUCAAUUGCCAAAAUUGGAAAUAUUGUGGUCAUGGAAUGGGCACGCCAACAAGGAUUCCCAUGGAACGAUGAGACAUGUGCCUGUGCUGCUGGAAAUGGACAUUUGGAAAUGCUCCAAUGGUUACGCGAGAAAGGUUGCCCAUGGGCUAGAGGGACAUGUGCCGCCGCUGCGCAAAAUGGCCACUUGGAGAUUUGAAGUGGGCUCGUGAAAUGGUUGUCCAUGGAGUGAAGGACAU
Messenger RNA from Seminavis robusta, 773 nucleotides. The record is from the annotation of a GenBank genome assembly. Lineage: Eukaryota; Bacillariophyta; Bacillariophyceae; Naviculales; Naviculaceae.